Molecule: messenger RNA, 7553 nt
Organism: Pimephales promelas (fathead minnow)
Lineage: Eukaryota; Metazoa; Chordata; Actinopteri; Cypriniformes; Leuciscidae
Source: RefSeq, a predicted model, not a curated record
AAGCCCAUGUUCAGUUUUUGUUCACUUAUUAUAAAGGCUGUGCAGCUGUCAUGUUGGUCAUUGAUUUGAAUAUGAGGGGGUGUGGUUUAAUCUGAGUUCGCGCGAAAGCAGAUCAUAUUUCUUCGGUUCGGAUCCUGAGGGAAAGUUUAGGUCCUGCAAUCUUACCUGUAAAGCAGUGAAAUAAGAUAGAUUAACAUCACUUUCUGCAGCGCCUUCACUUUGUGAACUGCAGAAUAGGAUAUUUGUGCCUUGAUCGGCAGUGGACGAUAUUAAACUUUGCACUGAAGUUUCCAUGGUGACGAUUCCUGAAUGUGCGUCAUUGAAGAUUAACCACGUUUGAGAGUCAUACAUCAGCGAGAUAAAUAUUCAGUAACAUCUUAGAUUAUACACUGGAAUUUAUCGUCGCUAAGGAUUUACCAUACUUCAGGGCCUGAGACUGCAUCUCAACAUCAACGUCACAAAGCCUUUUGGACACUUUAAAGAACUGUAGAGACCACACGGACUGUUGCAAUCUUUGUUUCACUGCCUAAUCACAGGACCAACUGUCAUCUGUAUCCUUGAAUCUGUUGAAACAAUUCAUUGUUUAUUUCUGUUUAUUAUUUUGCGUAGGCCUACGUUUUUUUUCAUAUGUACAUUUUCUUUACAUUUGAAUACCUUUUGAUGGUGAAUAUGUACACAGUGUAUUUUAUUGUUCAACAAUAUUCAGAGUAAAAGGUACAAUUUAGUUCAACUGCUUUAUCUUCAUUACUCUCAUAGUCAUUGGACAUCGAAAUGUGGUGAUCGACCCUCUGAAACGAUUAGCAUCGUAAAAGUAAUUAGCGCAGUACAGUUCCAUUUGUACAUUUAAUGGUCCUUCGAGCCGGAUGCUUUAACCGUUUCAGCGAUGAUGUCCAGACCCAGAGAGGGAAUGAUAGAAGAUGAGGUGGUUCGGCCACGCAGAAUUACUCGCCAGCCUUUGUAUCUUCAAGACUAUGAGGUCAGUCAUCCUCAGAGGCAACUCACAUUUGCAGAUGAGCAGGUUAAUACAGUAAUUAAUGCUGAUGUUCUCUCAUGUAUUCGUGAAAUGAGAGAGGAGAGCAAGCAGCUGCGGCAGGAUGUUAGACGCAUCUCAGAUAUAAUCGCUAGUUCUCCUGUGUUAGCUCCACUACAGGUUUCAUCACCUUCACGACAAUCACUUAGCGUAGAAGAGGGGGUAUCUUCUACAGCGAUGGCUACAAGUAUGCUGGCCUCACAUCAGGAUGAUCGAAAUCCAGGUCAAUCUGAGCAUGUGCCAUUGGUGCCUCCCAGGGAUGAUUCUCUGCACGCACGUCGUGAUGGUCAUCAAGAUCUUAUUGAAGAUCUUACUAAUCGUCUAAAGGAAGUAAGUGGACUGAAUGGUAGCCAAUUACACUCAGGCCAGUCAACACCUCAGUAUACUGAACCUCCUCAUAAUGUGAAUGACUUACCGCAACAUGUUCCUGAUCGAGCUGCUUAUGUUCGUGACCAGCAGCAGAGUCAGUCCAAUCCGCCUUAUUGGCAGUACGAUGAUACCAUGUUGUUGCAGCCCAAUUCGCCAAACCCCCCCCUCGAGUUUUCAGUCGCUCUCCUGCAGAGGCACAUGCUUGUCAUUCGCAUUCAGAGUAUCGGCCCAUUCGAAAUCUUCAGGAUCCAUACUAUGGGGGCCGAGUGCACACUUUGCAAGAAACUGCCUUAGCUGACCGUUCUAGUCUUCAAUUUCAACGUGAUCCUAGAACUGAACACUAUCAUAGCAACGGACGGCUGUAUUCGCCUGAUCGUUCAUAUCCAAUUUUGGAUCAAGAUCUUAACCGUCCCUUGUACCCGCUGCCAGUGCAAUAUCGUGGGCCUACACCAACAAUCCCAAAUUUCAUUCAUGAUGAUCCACGGGAAUUCGCCAGACUUAAGCUCGCUUUAGACAAUGUACUGCCCGCCGACGCUUCUGAAUCUUUUAAGUUUCAAAUACUAAUGGAUCAUUUGAAAUUGGAAGAUGCUUUACUUGUCGCAGAUUCUUACAGUCACAGUCGUUCUCCCUUUAGUGACACUAUGCGAGCCCUAACGGACAUGUAUGGUCAACCGCAUCAGCUGGCAUUGCAGCGGAUCACUACUUUGAUGGAUGGACCCACAAUCAAGAGUGGUGAUGUGAAGGCAUUCAAGGGAUUCGCUCUUCGUGUGCGGGCAUUAGUGGGAAUGUUGAAUCAGUUGGGUAGCCCAGGUUGGACCGAGUUGAAGUGCGGUUCUCAUGUAUCCCGCCUCUUAGCUAAGUUACCAUAUGACCUAAGAGCCAACUUUAAGAGAUUUGUUAACCCUCUUCAGACUCCGAUUCCUACUCUGCUUGACUUGGCUGAUUGGCUUGAAUAUGAGGUUCGAGUGCAGGUGGACGGAACCCAGUACGGUACUUACCCUGAUUAUGAGAAGCAUGGCCCCCGCAAAGAUAAGAAGCAUGGUUUCUCACCUCGAAAGCUGACUACUGUUCUGCAUGGAGGAGAGCAUAAGGGAGAGUCAGUAGAUAACUCAAACACAGGGUCAGUGUUCUCAGAUAGGAUGCAGGAGAAGCCUAAGAAAUAUUGUCCGUUUUGCAAUACCAUCCAGCAUUACAUGAAUCAGUGCUCAAACUUUAAGCUCUUGACUAAGGAGCAGGUUGAGAAUUGGAUCAAAACUGGCCGUAGAUGCUGGAGAUGUGGCCGAAAUCAUCAGACCUCAAAGUGUACGUUGAAAGCGAAGUGCAAGAAAUGUGAUAGGAAACAUCUUGAAGUUCUCCAUGAUGUUAAUGCCAGCUCAGAUUCAGGUGGGAAAGACAACAGCAGACAGUCAGAGAGCACAGGUCCCAUGAGCUCCACUUCCCAGACCUUGUAUCUGGACCGUCCCACAAGCGGAAAGCAAGUGUUACUUAAACUGAGUCGAGUUGUGAUUCAGAAUGGAGACAAGUCGUUAGAGACCUACGCGGUACUGGACGAUGGCUCCGAGCGAACGAUUCUGCUCCAUGAGGCUGCUCAACGUUUAGGUCUUCAAGGUACAGUUGAAGAUCUAGCCCUUCGUACUGUGAGGCAUGAGGUUCACACCAUACGAGGAAGUUCGGUGUCCUUCUCUAUAGCUCCAGCUUCGCAACCGGACAGAUCAUUCCAAAUUCAUGGAGCUUUUACAGCCAAGGACCUAGGUCUUGUUCAGCAUACUUACCCCAUUACUGACCUGCAGCGAAAGUAUCGCUAUCUUAGAGAUCUGCCCUUGGACGAAAUCAACCAAGCACAACCAUUAGUGCUUAUCGGUUCAGACUAUCCACAUUUGAUCACACCUGUAGAGCCAGUGAUAUUGGGACCCAAAGGAGGACCAGCCGCUGUGCAUACAAGGCUUGGGUGGACAUUGCAAGGUCCAUCAAGGUUCUUUCGUCCUCGCCUUCAGCCGCAAGAAUGUCUCUUUGUUUCUUGUGUGACACCUGAUUCUGAGCUUUUUAACCAGGUUGAAAGACUGUGGAAACUGGACAUUUUACCUUAUCGAUCAGAUAAGGUAGUCACACGCUCGCGUCAAGAUUCAGAAGCCCUCCGUAUUCUGGAAGAAAAGACCAUUAGGAUUAAUGUGGAUGGAGUCAACCGAUAUGCUACACCAUUGCUCUGGAAAGAGUCACUUCCCCCAUUGAAUGCGCCAAAGGAAGCUGUCCUGGCUCUUCUAUGUAGUACGGAGAGACGGUUGUCCAGAGAGCCACAAAGGGCAGUCACUUAUGAUGCUGAAAUCCAGAAGUUGCUGCAGGCAGGCUAUGUCACCCCGCUAUCAUCCAAGGAGUGUGAAUUGAGUCCUCAUUCGUGGUACAUACCACAUCAUAUGGUCCAUCAUAAUGGGAAGGAUCGUAUCGUAUUCAAUUGCUCCUUCGAGUUCCAAGGCCAGUCUCUGAAUGAGUAUCUCUUACCCGGGCCUACUCUCGGUGCAAGCUUGUUGGGAGUUCUCCUCCGUUUCAGGGAACACCCUGUAGCUGUUUGCAGUGAUGUGCGGGGCAUGUUUCAUCAAGUCCGCCUCCUUGAUGAAGACAAGCCAUUCCUCAGAUUUCUGUGGCGUAAUGGCAAUACUGCUGAGCCUCCAACAAUCUAUCAGUGGGAGGUUUUGCCCUUUGGAACCACUUGUAGCCCCUGUUGCGCUACAUUUGCCCUUCAGUCGCAAGUAAGGAACUACCUUGGACCAACAGAUGAUGUGCGUCAAACUGUUGAACACAGUUUCUAUGUAGACAACUGUCUAAAGAGUGUACCAACCGAAGAACAGGCCGAGAAACUAGUACACAGACUACAGCAUCAACUAAUGGAGGGUGGAUUCGAGUUGCGUCAGUGGGCCAGUAAUGUUCCUACAGUCAUUAAACACAUUCCGUCUGAGCUAAAAUCAAAGAGCAGUGAGAUAUGGAUUAACCAAGAAACAGCCAAUCCUCAAGAGCGAACCCUCGGACUGAUAUGGCACUGCAAAUCUGAUACUUUGGCAUACAAACCAUACCAGAAAGAGGAAGGUGAAACCACCAUGCGUAAGAUCUAUCGCACACUUGCAAAGCAAUACGAUCCCCUUGGGUAUCUGAUCCCUUUCACCACAAGGGCUAAGAUCAUUGUGCAAUUGCUCUGGGGCAAGAAACGAGGCUGGGAUGACCCUUGCCUCCCUGCUGAACUACUGGGUGCUUGGCAACAGUGGGAGAAUGAGCUCCAUCAGUUAUCAGAGAUCUCUCAGCCCAGAUGUUACAGCUCCAACAGUCAGGAUGCAAUCAAAAGUCGCAGCAUUCAUGUAUUCUGCGAUGCGUCUGAGAGAGCCUAUGGCUCUGUUGCCUACUUGAGGACUGAAGACGAUCAGAACAACAUUACGGUAGCCUUUUUGGCCGCAAGAUCCAGAGUCGCUCCAAAGAAGCAGCUCUCAAUCGCACGCUUAGAACUUUGUGCUGCAAUGACAGGAGCACAGCUGGGUGCUGUUUUGAAGAAAGAGCUGACUUUAGACAUCCACAAUGUUGUGUAUUGGUCAGAUUCUACCACAGUCCUCGCGUGGCUGCAAUCUGAUUCUUGCAGGUACAAAGUAUUUGUCGGAGUUAGAGUCUGUGAAAUACAAGAGUUGUCUGACCCAGAAUCCUGGCGGUAUGUCGAUUCUUCGAAUAAUCCUGCUGAUGACAUCACACGAGGUUUGGCACUGACUCAAUUGGCUCAAGACACUCGCUGGAGCCAGGGUCCAGCCUUCUUGAUGCAACCCAGCUGCAAUUGGCCAAAGGCACCCGAGGGUCAAAUCCUUGACAAUAGUCAAGAGCUCAAGAAACCUGUAUUCAGUGGGUUGCUUAAAGAGACUGCAAUACCUGCCAUUCCAGAUUUCCAUCAGUUCAAUAGUUAUCAAGAGCUUCUAGAAGCCACAGUGCAGUCCCUGCAUGGGGCGGCUGGCAGUAAAGAACCACCAGAUGCAGAUGAAUUUCAUGAUGCAGAAUUGACUCUUCUGAGGCAUUGUCAAAUGCAAGACUUCCCUGAAGAAUUUGCCUCGCUUAAGGAAGGAAAGACUCUCUCAACCAGCAGUCGGCUGGUAGGACUUACACCUGAGUAUGACAAAGAUUCCAAUCUGAUUAGAGUGGGUGGUAGACUUAGAAGAUGUGACAGCCUGGCCAAAGAAGUUCUACAUCCUGUGGUUUUAUCCCCGACUCAUCCAGUGGUGAAACUCCUCAUUAAGCACUAUGACGCCAAACUACUUCACCCUGGACCUGGACGGGUGUUUGCCGAGCUACGGCGAAAGUUUUGGAUACUAAGAGGGAGAGAGGCAGUUAAGAAACAUCAGCGUAGCUGCCCUGAGUGCCAGAAGUGGAGGGGUCGACCAGAAAUUCCAAGGAUGGCAGACAUUCCACCUUCCAGCCUUAGGUUAUUCAAACCUCCCUUUUAUUCCACUGGGGUUGAUUGCUUUGGUCCCUUUACAAUUAAAGUAGGCCGUCGUACAGAGAAAAGGUGGGGUAUCCUCUAUAAAUGUCUCACCACUCGAGUGGUUCACCUCGAUCUACUGGAUCAUAUGGACACUGAUUCAUUCUUGAUGUCCCUUAGACGCUUUAUUUCACGUAGGGGAAAGCCAUACGAGCUUCUAUCUGAUCAGGGAACCAAUUUCAGAGGGGGGAGUCGUGAAUUGGAAGAAGUCUUCAGUCAAAUACAACCCACUCUCAGAGAACAACUCUCCAAAGAACAGAUCAGGUUCCGUCUUAAUCCUCCCAGUGCUCCUCACUUUGGGGGAUCCUGGGAAAGAGAGGUGAGGUCUGUGAAAACAGCCCUACGGACCACACUGGGUGCUCAGGUUGUCACUGAAGAGGUAUUGAGGACGGUCUUAGUAGAGAUUGAAGGAAUUUUAAAUUCAAGACCUUUGGGUUAUGUCUCCAGUGAUGUGGCCGACCCAGAUCCUGUGACUCCGAAUUCAUUGCUGAUGGGGCGGCCUGACUCCUCGUUACCUCAGGUGGUCUAUCCUGAGUCUGACCUGCUCAGUCGGAAGAGGUGGAGACACAGCCAGAUUCUCAGUGAUCACUUCUGGAAGCAUUUCGUGCAUGAUUUUCUGCCUACUUUACAGACACGUCAGAAAUGGAAUCAAGAGAGAGAGAACAUUACAGUUGGAACUGUAGUCCUUAUAGCUGAUGAGCAAUUACCGAGAGCGCUCUGGCGAGUGGGUACUGUUUCCUCCAUCAUUCCUAGCUCUGAUGGUAGAGUUAGAACUGCUGUUGUUAAAGUGAAAGAUCAUACUUACACCCGACCAGUUGCUCGAUUGAUUAGAUUACCCGCUUUACCGCAGGGCUCAGAUGAUAUGCAGUAGUAGAUUUUACUACAGACAAAUUUGUCUACCAAAUUUGGGGGCGGCUGUAAAAAAGCCCAUGUUCAGUUUUUGUUCACUUAUUAUAAAGGCUGUGCAGCUGUCAUGUUGGUCAUUGAUUUGAAUAUGAGGGGGUGUGGUUUAAUCUGAGUUCGCGCGAAAGCAGAUCAUAUUUCUUCGGUUCGGAUCCUGAGGGAAAGUUUAGGUCCUGCAAUCUUACCUGUAAAGCAGUGAAAUAAGAUAGAUUAACAUCACUUUCUGCAGCGCCUUCACUUUGUGAACUGCAGAAUAGGAUAUUUGUGCCUUGAUCGGCAGUGGACGAUAUUAAACUUUGCACUGAAGUUUCCAUGGUGACGAUUCCUGAAUGUGCGUCAUUGAAGAUUAACCACGUUUGAGAGUCAUACAUCAGCGAGAUAAAUAUUCAGUAACAUCUUAGAUUAUACACUGGAAUUUAUCGUCGCUAAGGAUUUACCAUACUUCAGGGCCUGAGACUGCAUCUCAACAUCAACGUCACAAAGCCUUUUGGACACUUUAAAGAACUGUAGAGACCACACGGACUGUUGCAAUCUUUGUUUCACUGCCUAAUCACAGGACCAACUGUCAUCUGUAUCCUUGAAUCUGUUGAAACAAUUCAUUGUUUAUUUCUGUUUAUUAUUUUGCGUAGGCCUACGUUUUUUUUCAUAUGUACAUUUUCUUUACAUUUGAAUACCUUUUGAUGGUGAAUAUGUACACAGUGUAUUUUAUUGUUCAACAAUAUUCAGAGUAAAAGGUACAAUUUAGUUCAA